Nothoprocta perdicaria is the source of this 4966-nucleotide messenger RNA. RefSeq names its product aspartate beta-hydroxylase (gene ASPH). Gene Ontology annotation, biological process: peptidyl-aspartic acid hydroxylation. The transcript is spliced from 26 exons. The record is from RefSeq and is a predicted model, not a curated record. The coding region runs from base 157 to 2457 and encodes 766 amino acids. Gene Ontology annotation, cellular component: membrane; endoplasmic reticulum. NCBI's taxonomy places the organism in Eukaryota, Metazoa, Chordata, Aves, Tinamiformes, Tinamidae. Gene Ontology annotation, molecular function: peptidyl-aspartic acid 3-dioxygenase activity; protein binding.
AGUUAGGUCCAGUUUCAGGUUCCAGCUGAACUAGCCUGAGGAAUCUUUUUCGCUCCUGUUGCAAGACUAAAGUGAAGAUAAAUCAUUUCUUAUUCUGCCUUUGACUUUGAUUUUUGGAUACCGGUGGGCUCAUUUUCCCUAUGGAAAUCAAGCAUUAUGGCUGAUGACACAGAGACUAAGCAUGGAGGAAACAAGAAUGGAAAGAAAGAAAGCCUCUCUGGAAGCUCAUUUUUCACCUGGUUUAUGGUAAUUGCUUUGCUGGGAGUUUGGACAUCAGUAGCAGUUGUUUGGUUUGAACUCGUAGAUUAUGAAGAAGUUCUAGCCAAAGCAAAGGAUUUCCGUUAUAACUUGUCAGAGGUACUGCAAGGGAAACUUGGUAUUUAUGAUGCUGAUGGAGAUGGAGAUUUUGAUGUAGAAGAUGCUAAAGUUUUGCUAGGCCUUAAAGAAAGAUCUGUCCCAGCACAGACAACAUCAUCAGACUCCGAGGACCCCAGUCAGCCUGCUGAACCAUUUGUCGAAACAGAGCACAAGAAUGCUGAAAUAGAGUUGGAAGAGGAAAUUCACUCUGUUCUUCAUGAMGCUUUGCAUUUGCAGUCUGGGGAGAGACAUGAAGAUGUACAUGAAAGCAUACAUGAUCGGUGGCGAGCAAGGGGAGACAUACAUGAUGAAGCUUUUGAAACUCCUGCAGCAGAUGAUUUGCAUGGAGAGUUAGAAAAUGAAAUUCCAGAACAAUAUGAGUUGCCAGACUCCAACCAGAAAGACACUGAUGUUUUAGCAGAUGAUCUUGGAGCAGUGGACCCUGAAACAUACGAAGUUCCAGUUUCAUAUGAAUAUGAUAUGGGUGGGGAAAACACAGAAAGGGAACCAGAAGCACCAGGUGACACUGAGCUAGAGCUAGAAAACGCUAUUGAACAUCUUACAGCUGUUGAGGACGCUCCAGAGGAGCUAUAUGAAGUUGUAGAGCCAGUUUCUACUGCAGARGAAGUUAUUGAGGUUUUGGAAAUUAAUGAAGAGCCAGAAAGCAAACCUCCUGAAGAUAGAGUGGCCGGUGAGCCUGAAGAAUCAGAAUUGCCUGUUGAAGUUGAGGAUUAUUCAAAUGAUAAUCUAGUGGGAAAAAGUGAAAAAGAAACUGAACAAGAAAUAAAAGAUAAAGCUAAAAAGAAGAAGAAGCCAAAGCUCUUAAACAAGUUUGAUAAGACCAUUAAAGCUGAACUAGAUGCUGCAGAAAAAUUACGUAAAAAAGGAAAAGUUGAAGAGGCUUUAAGGGCCUUUGAAGCAUUAGUGAAUCAGUACCCACAGAGUCCUCGAGCAAGAUAUGGAAAAGCACAGUCUGAAGAUGACUUAGCUGAGAAAAUGCGGAGUAAUGAGAUGUUGCAACAAGCCAUCAACACCUAUGAUGAGGUGGCUAGUCUACCAAAUGUGCCUUCAGAUCUGAUGAAGCUGAGCUUGAAACGAGAAGCAGACAGGCAGCAGUUUCUUGGUCGCAUGAGAGGUUCUCUGGUUACUCUGCAGAAAUUAGUUCAGCUYUUCCCCAGUGAUACUUCCUUCAAGAAUGACCUUGGAGUUGGUUACCUCUUGAUGGGAGAUAAUAGCAAUGCCAAGAAAGUAUAUGAAGAGGUUCUAAGCCUUGCUCCAAAUGAUGGCUUUGCCAAAGUACAUUAUGGCUUCAUCCUGAAGGCAGAAAACAAGAUAGCAGAAAGCAUUCCCUAUCUAAAGGAAGGACUAGAGUCUGGUGACCCUGGCACAGAUGAUGGACGCUUUUAUUUUCAUCUAGGUGAUGCCUUGCAGAGGAUAGGAGACAAAGAGGCAUACAAAUGGUAUGAACUUGGAUACCAAAGAGGUCACUUCGCAUCUGUGUGGCAGCGCUCCCUCUACAAUGUCAAGGGACUUAAAGCUCAGCCUUGGUGGACAGCAAGGGAAACUGGUUAUACAGAGCUGGUGAAGUCCUUAGAAAAAAACUGGAAGCUCAUUCGGGAUGAGGGGCUUGCUGUGAUGGAUAAAAAAAGAAGCCUCUUCUUACCUGAAGAUGAGAAUCUACGAGAAAAGGGAGACUGGAGUCAGUUUACCUUAUGGCAGCAAGGAAGGAAAAAUGAGAAUUCUUGUAAGGGUGCUCCAAACACAUGUGCUUUACUGGAAAGAUUCCCGGAAGCUACCGGUUGCAGAAGAGGACAGAUCAAGUAUUCUGUCAUGCAUCCAGGGACUCAUGUCUGGCCUCACACAGGGCCCACCAACUGUAGACUAAGGAUGCAUUUGGGCUUGGUGAUACCUAAAGAAGGCUGCAGAAUUCGGUGUGCCCAAGAGAACAGAACCUGGGAAGAAGGGAAAGUCCUUAUCUUUGAUGACUCUUUUGAACAUGAAGUAUGGCAGGAUGCUGAAAGUUAUCGCCUGAUAUUCAUUGUUGAUGUGUGGCACCCUGAGUUAACAGCACAGCAGAGACGCACGCUUCCUGCUAUUUAAGGAGCUGCUUCUGAUGUGAAGAACAGAGGAGCUUUGGAUGAUUCAGAUAGAAUCACAAAGGAUUAACUUGUCCAACGUAUGGUAAAUACUAGUAUUUUAAGAAGCAGAAGGUAUAAAAAAGACAUUCCUCAGUGACAAAGGACUUAAUUUGAACAAGUUAUUUUGUUUCACACUGAUUCAGCACUGAUAUGAUAGUAUUGUUUUGCUGGCUGCAAGUCCCAAAAUACUCUUGUCAGCCUGAGAGCAGCAGGUCUGGAUUUUCAAGCUGUGGAAUGUGCAGAUGUUKUUGUCGUGCCUAUGCGAUCUGUACAAAAACAAUUGGUCAGCCGCAGGCCCAGCCAUGUUCAGACACCAGAUUUGCAAUUCUACAUUCUGGAGAUAUUUACCAGGAUUUUAUCUCUUUUGCCAAUGUGCAUAAUAUUUAUAAACAUAUGCACACGGUCAACUUUGAAAAUCAGUUAGGCAGUUAACAUUACAACUGCUUUAGGCUUAAAACAUGUCCAUAUACUAUCAACUGUGGAUAAUGUGAAUGGGUUGUGUGUUUCUGUAUUUUUAUACCUGAGUAACUGUAUUUUUCUAUCUUAAUUAUGAAUAGAUUUUCUGCUUUAAUCAACCACUAUUUUUAGAAAACAAUAUAGAUAUGAGUGCCCCUCUAGCUAUUAGCAAAAGUGUACUGUAUUUGAGUAGAUUUCAUUUUUGCCAAAUGUGGCCUUAUCUUGCCUUCCUGGAAGUGCAAUCAGAACUUGCAUUAUCAGCUUCCUAGUGAAGUUUUGUUUUUCUAAAGCAAAGCAGUUCUCUCUAGUUAGCAGGCAACCUUCAGUUUUAGAAUGUGAUUUUGGAAGAUGGUAAGCAAAGGUGACAACUGUAGAUGCAGAUCUGAAACUACUUGAGGGAACUGAGGAUUUUAUGGUGAACUGCUGUUCCUCCUAUCGUUGCUACAGUUUGUGUUAUAGUAACCCUUUUCUAGCCAGCCAAACUUUGAGGCUUCUCUUUUGAGGGGCUCUUUCUAGGCUGACCUUGGGUGGUUGCUCAAAGGAAAAAAAAAAAAAAUCUAGGAAGAACUUCUUGAGCCAAGAGCAGAUGAACAAGGUUGGUUUGGAUUCCUGUUAGGGUGCAGAGCAGAAAAAGAGCUCAAGAAGCUUUUCUUGAGGUCUUAGCUUGUAUUCUGCUGCCAGCAUCCUACCUCUGGUGUAGUGAUCCCUUAAAUGAGUUAACUUGCGCUUGCUGUCUUGAAAUAUAUGAAAAAAUACUGAAGUAAUUUUAUCCUAGGACAGUUUACAGUAUAUUUUGUAUUUGGUAUCUUGGUAAAAUGGCCUUAAUUUCAAGMUAGAAAUUUGCUUGGACAUGUAAGCAGUUUUCUGGCCUUUGAGCGUUGUGCUGUUUUGUGGGAGACAGAGGGCACAGGCCCCUCAGCUGUUGACACUAACAGGGAAGAGAGACCUGAGGUUGCACUGAUGAAGUUUAUGGCAGGCUCUUAUCUACCCUUGUGCCAAACCAGCCACAUGUGGACAGCCAUGAAGAGCAUUGCCAACCUGAGGCACCCUUACUGAGGGCCAGUGAGAGACAGGAACCAAGCAAGGAGCCAGAGAGGUUACCUACAGUCUCUGCAGCUUUGGCUUUGUUGUUCAAAAAGCUCUGAAUUGUUAGUAGUUUCAUACUGCUAAGAAACUAUGUCAUGGUACCUGAGUAUCAUAUGCACUACAGCAUACUACAGAACAGAAAGAAUAACAUUGGCUGAUGCAAAUGCAGACAAGAGCUUUGCAUUCCCAUAAACUAAAUGUAUUUUAUUAAGUAAUUAAAUCUUGUAAUGCCACAGAACACAUGGUAAUUGUGCCAUAAAUUGCUGUAGCCAGUUUCUGGAGGUGUGCACUUUAAUUUCCUUUUUGACUGUUAAAAAUAAAUGACAGUCUUAUAAACCCUCUCUGAUCAAGAGUCAGUUUUAGAUAGCUAUGAUAAUAAGACUUUAAUGUGUUGUCUCUAUCAAAAAUUACACUGAAACCAUCAUCUGCCAAAAGGAGCAAGUCCAAGUUAAUUGUCUUAAGAACUGUAAAGAUUGACAUGAGUUUUGAAAAUAUAAAAAUACUUUUGGAAAGCUUUAGGAGAUUUAGAUGCAAAACUGGAAAUAAGGUACUUACUACUUAUGGUAAAAAAUAAAAGUCUCUCCAUCACAGUUUAGUCAGAGAUUGUGUUUUGUAUCUCUGCAAAGUGAUCAAGCAGUACAAAUUAUGAAUUAUUUUGUAAUUCUGUAAAACAAAGACAUGGUUUGUAAAGAAUGAAUCAAAAUGUUUAAAUCAAAAUGUGUGUUUUAGGAAUAUUUGUAUUAAUAAUGUUUUGUAGUUUCUAUAGCUCACGCUAAACACUUCUUAGCAAAGUAGUGGUAAACAUUUUGAAGCUUUAUUUAUAAAGAAACUCAUGCUGUGCUUCAGAUUGUUGUGCCUCUGAAGUCUUCUAUUUCAUCUUUUCAGAUUGCAACUGGCAAAUAGAUCAAAGCAAUCUGUGCAAGAUGUGU